This is a messenger RNA of Chaetomium globosum CBS 148.51, 3615 nucleotides long. RefSeq lists its product as uncharacterized. NCBI's taxonomy places the organism in Eukaryota, Fungi, Ascomycota, Sordariomycetes, Sordariales, Chaetomiaceae. The record is from RefSeq and is a predicted model, not a curated record. Gene Ontology annotation, cellular component: dehydrodolichyl diphosphate synthase complex; endoplasmic reticulum; lipid droplet. Gene Ontology annotation, molecular function: ditrans,polycis-polyprenyl diphosphate synthase [(2E,6E)-farnesyl diphosphate specific] activity. The coding region runs from base 1 to 3615 and encodes 1204 amino acids. The transcript is spliced from 8 exons.
AUGUCCGACUUGUAUCUUUCUCGGAUACGUAGUUGGUUUAUGAGCUCGCCCCCCGCCGAAUGGGCCCUCAACCGCCUCCGCUCGACCCUCAUCGGUGCUCUGUCUCAAGGGCCCAUCCCGCAACAUGUCGCCUUUGAGAUGGACGGCAACCGCCGGUAUGCGCGGAGCCACAAGAUAGAAACGAUCGAAGGCCAUCAUCUGGGCUUUGAAGCUCUUGCUCGGGUGCUCGAGGUCUGUUACAAGUGCGGUGUCAAGGUCGUGACGGUUUACGCUUUCAGUCUCGAGAACUUCCACCGCCCCAAGUACGAGGUCGACGGGCUUAUGCAGCUCGCCAAACUCAAACUAGAACAGCUCAUACAACAUGGAGAGCUGCUAGACCGAUAUGGCGCGCGUGUGAAGGUGCUGGGGCGUCUCGAUUUAAUCCCCCCAGAUGUCCUCGAGGUUGUCGAAAGGGCCGCCGCUACGACGAAAAACAACACUGAUUGCGUCCUCAACAUCUGCUUCCCCUACACGUCCAGGGAGGAGAUGACGACUGCGAUCCGGACUACUGUUCAGGAGUACUCGACCACCCCGCGUCCGCACAGCACCCCGUUUUCUCAGAGCAGGAUAACACAGAAGAUCCUGUCCAAACAAGCCGGCAAACCGGACCCGCUCGAGCCCAUCAGGGAAUCACCGUCCCCAACCCCGUCCUCGGUGCCGUCCGACGACCAGGAUGACGCCGUAUCGACCGCGACAACCCUCCACUCUGACUCGACGGCCGUCAAGAGCGGCGGCGACGAGGAAACGGUGGCCAUAUACCCUAACGCGGAGACGAUCACCCCGGAAACCAUCGACAGUCACAUGUACACAGCUGGCUGCCCUCCGCUCGACAUAUUCGUGAGGACUAGCGGCGUUGAACGGCUGAGCGACUUCAUGCUGUGGCAGUGCCAUCAGAACACCCACAUCUUCUUUCUCAAGUGUUUCUGGCCUGAGUUCGAUCUAUGGAGUUUCCUUCCCCGUGCUGGUGGAGUGGCAAUGGCGACAGAAGCAGAAGGCGAGGGACGAGAGGCCGCGGCGGCGGGUGAAGGAGGCGUGAAACUUUGGACCGCCCCCCAAAUCUUCAGCAGAGAAUCGAGUGUCAAGAUGCACAUGGCCAAGCCAAUUGCCCAGCUCACAAGCAGCCGACAGAGACGGCGACCACGCCAAACCCGGCCCUCCUCCCUCUAUCCUCGUCGUCCUUUCGAACAACCCACCGUUAGCCUCCCCGAGUUCGCAAUCCCUUUACCGUACCACUAUUUCCACUGGCCUCGUCGAUUCGUUAUGAAGACGGCAAAGCCACCGGCGUCGGAGGGCGCGACCGGUUCGAGUCGCAGACAACCAGUGCGCCAAACACGAGUCAACCCACCACGCACAUCCUCUCUCAAUCGCGCCAACUCGAUGGCAAGUGCUCCUGCGGCGGAACAGCCCAUCGAUAUUCUACCGGGGGUAACCCACUUUACCGAUGCUAUCACCGCCCUUCCGAAAGAACUCGUUCGCCACUUUACCUUACUGAAGGAAGUGGACGCUAAGAUUUUCGCGCCCGAAGCCGCUCUCCUCCAACUUCUCCACAGCGCUGUCAACACGCCUGCCCUAGACCUUGCUAGGCCGCUCAAUGAUGCGCCGAGCACCGUCGCCUCGGUAUCUGCGUCCAUUAGCGCCCACAACAGCACCACCGAGCCCGCAAACCCGUCGGCACCCUCCUCCGAUGGCGCGGCCAGCAGCGUAUUUGAUCCCGCUAACAUCCCCCGCCGUACCAUCUUUCGCGACACCGCGUUAAAGAUACAAGAAAUGCUAGUGUCCUUGGAGGAAAAGAAUCACGUCAUCCCUACUGCCAACGACGCCCUACAGAAACAAUUAUCUCGCAUCGAGAAUAUCUGGCCACACCUCGCGGCCGAGUUCAGCGAGGAAGCAAAAUGGGGCAGCGCUACACAUUGGGCAUAUGUCGAAAACAGGCAAGCCAAGGCCAACGAUAAACAAGCAGAGCGAUCGCGCCGUGAGGGCGCUGCUACCCUCUCGGCAGCCGCCCAGGCCCUGGCCGAGGAGGCCGCUGCUCGUAGUAACGACAGGAAGCAGGCCAUGGCUGCCAAGAAGAGCGCGAAGAACCAGGCUGCCGAUGUGGACGGCGACAAAGCGCAGGAAGGCGGGAAGAAGGCCCCUGGGGGCAAGUCGCGGAAACCUCUGCCCGACUCUGGACCAGUUGGCCUCGGCAUUACCCCUGGCCCUCCGGGGGCCGCCCCGGCCGGUAAGAGACGCAAAGUGGAGGCAAAGCCUAACGGAGGAGCCCCUACGGAGCGCGCAAUGGGGUCAGUAUUCGGGACAAACGCCGCGAAGCAGAGGACUACGAGCCCGAGGGAGACGCCUGCGCCAGAAAGCGGGAACAAGAAACGCAAGGCACUUCCUUCAUCGAGCGCCGCGAUGUCGCCGUCCGUCACAUCUUCCCCGGUAAUCGGAUCAUUCCCCGACCCCGUCCGGCGCGGCUCACCAGCGCCGUCGCUUACCGCACCCAGGCCUGCCUCCUCUCGGGCGCGUCAGAACUCUACACAGUCGAAUGUUGAGGGCAUGCGGCAACAUCUACCAACCGCGGCAUCUAACAAGCCGACCGCGAACCCGCAAGGGACACCUGACCUGGGUCAAGUGAGCAACGGGGCGAGGACAACGACAGAUGCAAAGAUUCAAAAGGAGGCCACUGUCCCCAUCAUGAACAAACCAAAUCCUGUAAAGCCGGAGACCGAGGCACCCCAACCAGCGCCAGAGCCGGCACAAAACAGCAGCAAAAAGGAGACGGCGGCCAAACCAAGCGACGAGCCUGCUCCACCUGUCAAGGAGACGGCGCCCCUCGCCAUCCAGCCUGCUUCGGUGGCCAUGGUCAAGACUAAGAGCGGGCGAGCAAGCAAGCCGUCCACCCCAGCGACCGCAACCUUCGCCGAGGCCGCAUCGUCAACAGCUGCCCCCACAACAGCCCGUUCCCGGCCGUCACGCAACAACAAUAAUAACAACAACAACAUCAACGCCGAAGGCGCCAACGGCACCGCCGGGACCGGCCCCUCCAGCAACGCAACCACCGCCACCGCCCCGAUAACGAAGAGGAGCCACAAAAAGGGCGCCUCCAUCUCCGCCACGGCCGCAGCACACGCCCAGCAGCAAGCCGCCGCCGCCGCCGCCGCCGCCGCAGCCUCUAACACGUCAGCGUCGGCGGCAGUGGCGGGGGUGCCACUACCACCAAGAAGGACAGCGGCGGCAAGACUCGCGGCAGCGGCCAACGCGAAGGGCGGCAGCAGCGGUAACACCGCCGGCGCCUCUGCCUCUGGCACUGCCGUUGAUGACGACGACGAGGAGGAAGAGGAACAGGAGGUGGCUGACGAGGACCUGUAUUGCUACUGCAACCAGGUCAGCUACGGCGAGAUGGUCGCGUGCGAUGGUGAUGGUUGCCCCCGCGAGUGGUUCCACCUUGAGUGUGUGGGGUUGAAGGUCGCGCCGAAGGGGAAUGUAUGGGGUGAUGGUGGUGGUGGUGGUUACAGCAGCCGAUCCCCACCAUUUCCGAUCGAGCUGAGCUUGCCUUGCCUUGCGUCGAACUGGACUUGGCUUGGGGAUUGGUGA